AACUUUUUGGUUGUAUAGAUUCAUCUCCUGAGUGCAUUCCGCGUUGCCAGUCGAAAAAACUUUUUAUUAAGCGGUCUCCUCUGUUUCCUUUCAACGCAACGCAAGAGAAAGGAAAAAUCCUCGCCUUAUCCGCUCUCCACUUUCUCAAUAAUCGAUUCCGCCAUGGGAGGAGGCAACGGGCAGAAGGCCAAGAUGGCUCGCGAGAGAAACUUGGAGAAGCAAAAAGGCGCCAAGGGAAGCCAGCUCGAUUCCAACAAAAAAGCCAUGACUAUCCAGUGCAAGGUGUGCAUGCAGACAUUUAUGUGUACAACCUCAGAGGUGAAAUGUAGGGAGCAUGCUGAAGCAAAACACCCAAAAGCUGAUGUUUCCACCUGUUUCCCCCAUCUUCAGAAGUGACAAUAAUUCUACAUCAAACUGCAGGAUAUGGAUAUGGAUGGCUCUUGCUUAUUCAAGGUGGGUGGUUAUAGGACCAUAAAUAUUAUAUUAUAAGUUUUUACUUCUGAUACGCUUUGUGACUUUCUAUAGUUCUCUGCUGCAAUGUGCUGCUGCCUAUUAAAACUGGUAUUUGCUUAAUAGUAUGUCCCUGUAUGUCCCAAUUAACUUUGGUAGGAGUUUUCAAGUUAUAUUAAUGAAAGUGGUGUGAUGUGAAUUUUAGGGCUGUAUGGGAGUGUUGUUUUCUGCAUUUUAGAACAAAAAUUUAGUGAACCCGUGUUUGGAUAUUUUAA
Messenger RNA from Momordica charantia (bitter melon), 725 nucleotides. RefSeq lists its product as uncharacterized. Lineage: Eukaryota; Viridiplantae; Streptophyta; Magnoliopsida; Cucurbitales; Cucurbitaceae. The record is from RefSeq and is a predicted model, not a curated record.